Messenger RNA from Galleria mellonella (greater wax moth), 2337 nucleotides. Its product is annotated as ecdysone oxidase-like. Gene Ontology annotation, molecular function: flavin adenine dinucleotide binding; oxidoreductase activity, acting on CH-OH group of donors. The record is from RefSeq and is a predicted model, not a curated record. The transcript is spliced from 5 exons. The coding region runs from base 504 to 2255 and encodes 583 amino acids. NCBI's taxonomy places the organism in Eukaryota, Metazoa, Arthropoda, Insecta, Lepidoptera, Pyralidae.
ACCGUUCAUAUAAAACAGAACGUCAAAUGUAGAGUGAAUUUUAUUGUCGAUUUUUAUACACUAUACACGUCUUUUUUUAUUUUAUUUUAAUAAAUACAACCUUUGUUUUAUUUAUUUAUUUAUUUAUAGAGACGAGUAAAUAAACUAUUGUAUUAUUUGUUUACUAUAUAACUUAUUUAAUGUAAUUAUUAAUUCUUUAGUAUUUUAAUGUAUUUAUUUGCUUUUUUUAUUUUGUUUUCUUUUAUUUAUUUUUUCUCGGUACAUAAUAUAUGAAGUAAACAAAGCAGACGUGCAUAUGUGUAUGUUAAAGAUAUUUUAUUUCAGUUAAAUUAAGAUACAAAUAUAUUAUUAUUUAUUAUUUUUAAAUCAGAGACAUAGAUCAGAAGCAAAUAGACGACGCAUAUGGACUGUAUGCGAUAAUUUCACUUACUCGCAGACUUAAAGGUAGGAGGUAUCUGCUGAGGAUCUGAGGAGCUACUGGUGUUCUCCGCAAAACGAGGAUCAUGGACGCAACCUUAGCGGUGAUUUUGAUCAGGACAAUUCAGUUGGCACUUCUGGGGUUGGCAGUUACCCUUAGUAUAACAUCCCACUUGUGGCCAAGCGAGACACCAGUUAGAGAUGGAGCCACGUUUGAUUUUAUCGUAGUAGGCGUGGGGACAGCGGGCAGCGUGCUGGUCAACAGACUGACAGAGAGUGGGAGGUACAGCGUGCUGGGGAUAGAAGCUGGCGUAGAUCCACCAUUAGAGUCCGUUUUACCAGCGUUAUUCCUGUUUUUGCCGUCCUCACGCUAUGACUGGAAUUAUACAUCUGAAAAUGAUGGUUACACAGCGCAAACACAUAAAAAUAAGAAUUUAGAACUGACUUCUGGAAAAAUGCUUGGCGGUUCUACUUCGUUGAAUCAUGAGAUUUAUUGCAGAGGAUUUCCCCAUGACUUCGAUCUUUGGGUCGAAGCGGUAAAAGACCAAAGGUGGUCCUAUAAUAAUUGUUUGCCAUAUUUUAAGAAAAGUGAAAAAUUAGAGGAUGAAGCGAUUUUAAAAUCUAAUUAUAAAGAUCUUCAUGGACUCCAUGGUACUGUUGGAACCACAAGGGAACCUCAUGACAUAACAAAUAAAUAUUUAGAAGCCUUUCAAGAAAUUGGAUAUGAAACUGUUCUAGAUACUACAGAAAGUCUCGGUUACUCGGAAAUAUUAUUCACAAUUGCUAAUGGAAUUAGACAAAGUACAGCUAUUUCAUAUUUAUUUCCUAUUAGAAGAGGACGCAAGAAUUUGUCACUAUUAAAAGAAACUUUGGUGACCAAAAUUAUAUUUGAUAAGAACAAAAAUGCUAGAGGGGUUAGUGUUGUCACUAAGGAAGGUAAAUCUUUAACAUUCAGAGCUAGAAAAGAGGUUAUUGUAUCUGCAGGAGCAUUUAACAGUCCAAAAUUGUUGAUGCUCUCAGGGAUCGGGCCUAAAGAAGAAUUACAGAAAUUUGAUAUAAGCGUUAUAUCAGAUCUACCUGUUGGAUCCAAUUUGCAAGAUCAUGCAGCUAUUCCUAUAGUCUAUAGAAUGGAAAAGCGUUUUACAUUGAUUCCCAUACCGCCCAGCCCUUUCAAGUUCCCUCUCCCAGGUAUAAUCGGUUAUAAUGCUUUAAAUAAGUCUCAAGGCUAUCCAGACUACCAAUCCUUUGGGUUCAUUUUUCAAGAUCCUACAACUCUUAUACUAAUUUGUACUUUUGUGUUCGCUUACAAUGAUGAUAUUUGCAAUACUUUACAUGAAGCCGGUGAAGGCAGGGAAAUUCUGUUCAACAUACCCAACAUUGCUCAUCCUAAAUCUCGUGGCUCUGUUAAAUUGCGAAGCACGGACCCAAAUGACCCGCCGAUAAUAAACAUGGGAUUUUUCUCAGAUAAAGAGGAUUUGGAAAAUAUGGUGUUAUAUUUGGAAGAUUUAAUGCGUAUAGAAAAUACAACAUUGUUUAAAAAAGUUGGCGCUGAAUUAGUUGACCUUCAUUUGGAGAGUUGUUCCCAAUAUGAGUACAGAAGCAAAGAUUACUGGAGAUGUUACAUACCGAAAACUCUAGUAUCUUUAUUCCUUUAUACCAGUACAUGUUCUAUGGGGUCCGUUUUGGAUGCUGAAUUGAAUGUGCUUGGUAUAAAUAGGCUAAGAGUUAUCGAUGCCAGUUCUAUGCCAACUAUUACCAGUGGAGAUCCAGGCGCCUCUGUUAUUAUGCUUGCAGAAAAAGCAGCUGACAUUUUGAAGAAAAAAUAUUAUGGAUUGUAAAAAAAUGAUAUUUAAUUUCUAAUAGUUGCUUUUGUUUGUAAAUUAUGCUUUUUAAUUGAGAGUAAAUUAAGUUAUUAUAAUA